Molecule: messenger RNA, 1130 nt
Organism: Prosopis cineraria
Lineage: Eukaryota; Viridiplantae; Streptophyta; Magnoliopsida; Fabales; Fabaceae
Exons: 2
Coding region: 97-546 (149 amino acids)
Source: RefSeq, a predicted model, not a curated record
UGUAUUGAUGGAUGUAGUUGUCCUAUUUGUUUAGAGAUUGAUGCAUGCUUGAAUGAUGCAACUACUUCUUCUCAUGAUUUGUUUAAAAUAUCUCCUAUGCUUGAUCUUGAAAUGCUUGAGAAGGGUAUAUCUUCUUGUGUUGUAGGUACUAAAGCCAUUAAGGCCGAAUCUAUGAGUUUUUCUCCACUCGAGCUUGAUGUUCUUAGGAUUCCCAAGCUAUUGGAGGAAAAUUCUACACUUUCACAUGUCAAGGCCGUGGCUCAAGUCCAAGCACUUGAGGACAAGUUGCAAGAAAAGGGGGAGGCUGUAAAGAAAGAAGAGGAGAAAUCAAAAACAAGUGAGAAGCCUAAAAGACAAGAUAGUACCAUGGAAUAUUCCACCAAAUUAGACUUGAAGAAGCUCAUUCCCUCUUGUGUAGAGCCACCUACCUUAGAGUUGAAGCCUUUACCAUCCAAUCUCAAGUAUGCAUAUCUCAUUGAGAAUGAGAAGCUUCCGGUGGCAUGUGACUUGUGCAUCAAUUGGGCAAUUGAGGUCAACACUCCUUGAGGACAAUGGCUGAUGGUUUGCACGUGAAUUAUGAUUAUUUUGAGGGAUUAGAUCAGCUAAAAUGAUGUGGAUGACACAUAGGAAAUUAGGCACACAUUGGAAUCAUCUACAAACCAAUAGGAAGUUGCCACCUUGCAAGUGUGACAAGGCUCCCAUUUACAUUUUAAUUUCUUUUUCCUUAUUUUAAUUAAGCUUCAGCUGAUGGGAGACACCAAGGAGCACGCCAUUUUAAGUCCCAAAUGGGAUCCAACACAUAUCUCAUUCAUCUUCCACAUUCUCUCUCUCUUGUUCAUAGUGUUCUUCAUUUUCUGUCUUUUGUUCUUCAUUUUCCAGCACCCUAACCUCCAUUUUUCAGCCACCAAACCUCCACAAAACUCAUACCAUUCUUCUCCUCUCUUCAUUUUCGUUCCAUCCCUUCCAUUUUCACAAGGAUUGAAGCUCAUUUUCAUCAUUCAAGAGCUAUGGAGUUUGGCCUUCACAAGCAAUCACUAGGGUUCUUGAAGAUGAAGAUUGGCUAAGUUUCUUUAUGGAAUCCUAGAGAGAUGAAGAUGGAGGAUGAGUCUUGAGCUUCAAAUUGGCUAAGU